CGCGCGACACACUCCAACCACCACGGGCUUGCGCUCUGUUCAGAAAGAGAGAAGGAGGUAGGUCGCGGUGUAUCAGUACAGGCAGAGAGACGGGCGGCGGUAAGGACGCACGGGGACGGUUAAUUUUACGCGACACGACGGCCAAAUUCUUCUCAAGAUGCUGAGCGCAGUGCUGUUGUGUGUGUGUGCGUUCGCAUGCGGACAGGUCAUCGGAGCGGCUACACGUCCGGACAAUGGCAAUUUUCUGGAUGACAAAUGGCUCAGCGGGAGAUGGGAUAAAUUUCGAGACGAAGUCGAGGAGCCUGGUACCUGGAAUCCAGGAAAGCCAUUUGAUCAAGCUCCUGAUCCUGCCAAAGACCCCUGCCAAAAAAUCAAAUGCGGCCGAUACAAAGUGUGUGUCACUGAAGAUUACAGCACCCCUACCUGUGUGAGCCAGAGGCGCGUGAGUAUUAAAGACAUUGGCUUGGCUCAGAGUCCAGGUGGGAAGUGUAAGAGAUGUCCAGUUGUCCACCCCUCUCCUGUGUGUGGGACAGAUGGGCACAGUUACUCCUCAAAGUGUAAACUGGAGUACCAGGCCUGUAUCUCUGGGAAGCAGAUUGCUGUAAAAUGCUCUGGACAAUGUCCAUGUCCUUCUCCAAGUCCACAGAGUCAUCUGGAGAAGAAAGAUUGCAGUGCUACUGAGACUGCACAAGUGGUCAGCAGACUGAGAGACUGGUUCAAAGUUCUUCACGAAAAUGGAAGCAGCAAAAAGCUGAAGUUCCAGCGCCCAGACAAAAGCCGCAUUGACCCCAGUGCUCCACUUUGUAGAGACUCUGUGGGCUGGAUGUUCACCAGAUUGGAUACCAACUUUGACCUUGCCCUGGACCGGUCAGAGCUAGUGUCUCUGGCCCAGGAUGAGAAUGAUCGGUGCACUGCUGCCUUUCUCAAGUCAUGUGACAUCUCCGGCGAUGAACAUCUGUCCAGCAGGGAGUGGUGCUCCUGCUUCCAGAGACAACAGGGCUCCCCCUGCCUUGCAGAGCUCAAUAAUAUCAACAACAAGCAAGGUGGCAAAAGACUGCUGGGUCAGUUUUUGCCAGUUUGUGAUGAAGAUGGCUUCUACAAAACUCACCAGUGCCAUGGCAGCAGUGGGCAGUGUUGGUGUGUGGAUCGCUAUGGAAACGAACUGGCAGGCUCCCGCAUACAUGGACCGGCCAGCUGUGGUCCAGUGGCAGAAGCCUCUGGUGACUUUGGAAGUGGUGAUGCUCAAAUGCAGUCAGAUGAUGAGGAUUCUGACUACCUAAACGAUGAAGAGCUGUAUGAUGAUGAGGAUGAGGAGGAAGAUGAUGGCACUGAAUAUGAUUGAUACCUCAUAAAAGAAGACAAUAACACAACAACAACAACAACAACAACAACAACAGCAACAACAACAACAACAACAACAACAACAACAACAAGAAGAAACAUUUUAAAUCUCAUCUUUGGUGCACGUUGCUAGGUGACCCCCCCCCAUACUAACUAUGACAAGUGAUCUCUUGACUCUUUCCUCCGCAUUGUUUGUCCUUUUGUCUGAGUCCCACCCCGUGUCCUGACGAGCGUCUGAGUCCCACCCCGUGUCCUGACGAGCGUCUGAGUCCCACCCCGUGUCCUGACGAGCGGCUGAGUCCCACCCCUUGUCCUGACGAGCAUCUGAGUCCCACCCCAUGUCCUGACGAGCAUCUGAGUCCCACCCCUUGUCCUGACGAGCGGCUGAGUCCCACCCCAUGUCCUGACGAGCAUCUGAGUCCCACCCCAUGUCCUGACGAGCAUCUGAGUCCCACCCCGUGUCCUGACGAGCGUCUGAGUUGAUGUGGUUGUGCUGGCUGCUGAAUGAGGAGGCCAGCCUGCGCCUUCCUGACCCCCAGAGCAGCUAGCUGAGGCACAGAUCAUGUGCAAUUCACCUGCCCUUACAACAUGCACACACACACACACACACACACACAAACACACACACACACAUAUGCAUGAACACACACACACACAAGCAUAUGACAUUCACAUGGCAAAAACACACACACAGCGUUGGCUGUGUUCUUUUGUUUCUUGUGGUGUGUGCGUGUUGACCGUGUGUAGAAUAUUGCACUUUCUCAUUUCUUUCAUCCAGAGUUGCCAACAAAAGGUUAGCUGUGCUACUUCAUAGCCCGCUAGGUUGUAUAGAGAGCAUACAGUUUAAUGUCAUCAUGGUUGUUUAUAGAGGAGUUCCUACUAAUACCGGACCGGGGACAGACAAGAGCUGUAAGGAAAAAGCAUUAUGGUUACAAAGAUAGCUGAUACAUAUGACACUUAAGAAGUUAAGAGGCUAUUUUUCUAUGGCAUUGUAUUACAUGCGUGAACUUUUUUUUCUGAAGGAAGGAACAUCAUAUGGAUUCCAUUGAGAAUGGUUUAAUGCCAGUGAUGAAACAUAGUCAACAUAAUAAUUCUACUCAAGUAAAACAUAAACUCUAAUCUGCAUAUAGAAAAUAUAUAAACACACAAAUACACAAUCACAAUACUGUCAUUAUAUUCUCAUUGUCAUACCUGUUAGACACUGACUGCUAGAGUGAGGUGCCUUUGAUUGGUUAAGAGAGGGAGAGAGAAAUGAGGUGAAGAACUUUUUUUAUUUGGCUUAGGUAGACAUAAAGGCUAUAGUCCUGUAGGAAGCAGAUCAGGCAGCUUAGCGCUGGACUGCUGGGUUUGACUGUCUUGAGGACUGAGUGAAUGGGCCUGUCUGUGUAUAGAUACACCGUUUGUGUGUGAGUGUAUUCAUAUAUAUCAGUGUGUUCUAUAUGAAGUAUGCAAUUGAUCCAUAUUGAACUGUACUGUAGCAGUUAGCAGUAAGACUUCAAAAAGACGUGUCUGUUUAUUUUUGUAUCUGUUGGUUUAGUCAUGUUUUUUAAAUUGGACCAUGUAUCCACUGGUAAAAUAACAUGUUAGGCCUGAGUAAUUGUUCUGGAGUUUGGCUGAUGAGCCUCGGCUUCGUCCAUCGGUUGACCUAACUGUGAUUCUCAUUCUGAUCUCACUGUAUCUCACCUCUCCAUCUCAACAAGGACCAUCACUCGACUCCGUCUCUUUUAGACAUAUAGGCAUUUUUUACAGUGUAUGAUUUGCUGAAAUAAACAAUAUUGACCAAAUGUGAA
Molecule: messenger RNA, 3131 nt
Organism: Alosa alosa (allis shad)
Lineage: Eukaryota; Metazoa; Chordata; Actinopteri; Clupeiformes; Clupeidae
Gene: spock3
Product: SPARC (osteonectin), cwcv and kazal like domains proteoglycan 3
Exons: 12
Coding region: 158-1342 (394 amino acids)
Molecular function (GO): calcium ion binding; protein binding
Source: RefSeq, a predicted model, not a curated record